GCAGAAAUGGCGGCUAGAGCUCAUGACGUGGCGGCUAUUGCAUUAAGGGGUCGUUCUGCUUGCUUGAACUUUGCUGACUCUGUUUGGAAGUUGCCUAUCCCUGCUUCUACCGACGCUAAGGAUAUUCAGAGAGCGGCGGCGGAAGCAGCCGAGGCUUUCCGGCCAUCUGAGUCAGAAGCAGAUUCUCCUGAAACGCCAGAAAGUAAUAAGUUAUUUAUGGAUGAGGAAGCUUUGUUUUGCAUGCCGGGAUUGCUAGCGAGUAUGGCGGAAGGACUAAUGCUGCCUCCACCUCACUACGUAGAAGUUGGUGAUUAUGUGGAAGCUGCUGCUGACAUGCCUCUAUGGAGUUAUACUAUUUAAAUACUUCUGGUUAUUGCCUGUUUCGAAUAAUCUAUAUCAUCAUAAGUAUAUAUAGUGAAUACGCAAUCAGAAUGCUUGAGUUGAAGUUCCUUCAAUUAGGAUUUAGGAGCUACUGGUAGUUUCGUACUCAAAAAUUUGGAUGGUACGAAUAUACAAUAGCUCUA
Nicotiana tabacum (common tobacco) is the source of this 524-nucleotide messenger RNA. Its product is annotated as dehydration-responsive element-binding protein 1E-like. Gene Ontology annotation, biological process: regulation of DNA-templated transcription. The record is from RefSeq and is a predicted model, not a curated record. Gene Ontology annotation, molecular function: DNA binding; DNA-binding transcription factor activity. NCBI's taxonomy places the organism in Eukaryota, Viridiplantae, Streptophyta, Magnoliopsida, Solanales, Solanaceae.